Molecule: messenger RNA, 588 nt
Organism: Lytechinus pictus (painted urchin)
Lineage: Eukaryota; Metazoa; Echinodermata; Echinoidea; Temnopleuroida; Toxopneustidae
Product: properdin-like
Exons: 5
Coding region: 1-588 (195 amino acids)
Source: RefSeq, a predicted model, not a curated record
AUGCGGGUAGCUCCAGAGAACUGUCCAGAAGGAAGUGCCUCAGAAGAGGAAGAAUGCUUCGCAAGAUGCCCUCAUAAAUAUGGUGGAUGGAGUGAAUGGUCCCCGUGGGCAUGCACUCAAGAAUGUAAGGAUGGAGUAAAGGCUAGACGUAACAGAAAGUGCGAUAACCCCUUACCGCUCCAGGGAUACUCUUGUCCAGGAGAGUCCACCGAAGAAUCGCCCUGUGAGAAGUCAUGCAUCAAACAAUGGGGUGAAUGGUUACAUUGGAGUCAAUGUACAAAGACCUGUGAUCAGCCAUGGAGGGAAAGAUCAAGAGAUUGUGUUGGUAUAGGGAAACCAUGUGAAGGGGAAGCUAAAGAGACCAAACGGUGUCUAGACCAGACCAGACAUCAACUUUGUCCACCAGUUGAUGGGAAGUGGUCAAUGUGGAGCUUCUGGACCGAGGGUUGCAGUGUGACCUGCGAACGUGGCGUCAGGAUCAGAGAAAGAAAAUGCAACAAUCCUCCACAAGCUGGAAUAGGGAAAGAUUCACGCCUUUCCCUGUUCCUUAAUUGUGUUAGGCUAUAUCUUGGUUACAGUAGUCUUUGA